UCUUUAGUUUCAGCCAUGGCAAAGAAACCUAGUAUUGGUCGUCAAAAGAUCAAAAUUGCCAAAACAGAGGUAAAAAAUCAUCUCCAAGUUACCUUCUCAAAACGUCGUUCUGGUCUUUUCAAGAAAGCUAGUGAACUAUGUACACUUUGUGGUGUUGAAAUAGCUAUCAUAGUUUUUUCUCCUGCAAGAAAAGUUUUUUCUUUUGGUCACCCUAAUGUUGAGUCCAUUGUCGAUAGGUUCCUCUCAAGAAAUCAUAAUCCAAUAUCUAAUUCAUCACUUCAUCUUGUUGAGACUCAUCGAAAUGCUAGUGUUCGUGAGCUCAAUUUGCAAUUAACACAGAUUCUUGCUGAGUUUGAAGUUGAGAAGAAAAGAGGAGAAUCACUUGAUCAAAUGAGGAAAACUAGUCAAAGUCAAUAUUGGUGGGAAGCUCCUAUAAGUAAACUUGCUUUGCAUGAACUUGAACAAUUAAAGGAUUCCAUGGAAGUUUUAAAAAAGAAUGUGAGAAAUCAGGCAAGCAAGUUUAUGGUUGAGACUGCUAAUUCUUCUUCUCUUUUUGGUGUUAAUGGUAAUGGGAUUUUUGACAACUAUGAUAUCAAGCCAGCUCGAAACAUGGUUGCUUCAAAUAAUCUUCAUAACCAUAACUUUGGUUUUGAUUCAGCGGAGAUGUUUUAA
Molecule: messenger RNA, 672 nt
Organism: Nicotiana attenuata
Lineage: Eukaryota; Viridiplantae; Streptophyta; Magnoliopsida; Solanales; Solanaceae
Product: agamous-like MADS-box protein AGL62
Exons: 1
Coding region: 16-672 (218 amino acids)
Biological process (GO): positive regulation of transcription by RNA polymerase II
Molecular function (GO): protein dimerization activity; RNA polymerase II cis-regulatory region sequence-specific DNA binding; DNA-binding transcription factor activity, RNA polymerase II-specific
Source: RefSeq, a predicted model, not a curated record